GUAGUUUACGGUUCGUAAAUUACGAAGUUAAGAAUAGGUUCGCAGUACUUUAAUGCGAACUUAACGACAUACCAGAAUGGCACUGCGAAGCGCUCAGGGCUGCAUGCAUGCAGACAAUGACCCACUGGUGGAAGAUCUGCUGACGCUCAAGCUGCGAGUGCGUGAGUCUACCCACUUGGUGUCCAACUAUGCGCGAGCCAUCACCUCCGUGCGCGCUUACCCUGAACCAUUACGCAGCGUCGCAGAGGCCAAGAAGCUACGACAUAUUGGCAACUACAUGGCCAACCAGAUCCACGGUAUUUUAAGAAAGAGAGGUCUACUAGAGGCAGAUGACCGCGCGGCGUCGAGUGCACCACCCCCACCUUCAGCUCCUGUAGCGCGCGUACAGGCCGAGAUAUCGACGAGGAACACUUCAGCCGGGACACCAGACCGCUCUGCGAGAGACUACGCACCUGCUUACCGCAAGCAGCCGUGGUUCGUGCUGCUGGUGCUGCAAGAAGCUCAAGCGGUGGAUGAGGACGCCGCGAUGUCCAGUGACGCGCUGCUACAGCGGAUGCUGGAUACUGGGUAUGAAGGCAACAGUGCUAAGUUACGGACGUGUUUGGCGUCGCUGAGCGGUACGCACGAGGUGGUCAAGAGGUCCAACUUGGGUUUCUAUUAUCUUACAGACAAGGGUCAACGAAGCGCAGAAUUGUGUCCAGGAUCACUUACUGGGACUGCAACUACUACUACUACAGACUCAGGUACUACUCCAGCUGGAUCAAGUACUACUGCUUCAGGCAGCGUAAGGAAGAAACGGACUGGAGUAGUGAGGCAACGGCCAUCAAGUCCUAGCUGGACGUACGCUGAAUUGGAAGAUUCAGACGAAGAUAUAUUGACUGAGUUAAAUGCUUGUCGAGUUCCAGAACCCGAGCCUGAAGUCGCGGCCAGGAAACACACUGUACCUGAAGAUUUGAUCCGCAAGACGGACACGUGGGAGCUAGUGUUACUACUCGAUCAUCGUGAAAUCAUCGAGCGUCGAAAUCCACGGAUUUUGGAGAGAAAACUACUGGAACGGAAUGUCAACUGCGAAGUGCGCGUGCUUGGUGUGGGCGACGUUCAGUGGAUAGCGCGUAGGACGCGCAUCGUUGGAGAGACGCAGGAAUUCGUACUGAACGUCAUCGUGGAGCGGAAGGAAGUACAUGAUUUGUCGGGCAGUAUCAUCGACCGUCGCUUCUUCGAACAGAAGACGCGUCUGGCUACUGUGCGUGAGAACUGCGGUGACGUGCACGUUAUUUAUCUAAUCGAGGGAUCGCUGACGCAGAUAACCACAGUGCGUACAAGCGGCCUUCACACGGCGAUGGGUCGUACUCAGAUGCAGGACAAUUUCUUCGUUCAGCAGUGCCAGAAUGCCGACGAAACUGUGACGUUCCUUGCUCGUGUGUACGCCCGGCUACUGGCGAAAUUUCCGUCCAAUCCGCGAGUAGCGAAGCCAGAGACUUCGCGUUUGUUUCCUCCAAAUAGAUUCGACAAGGACGAGUUCGCAAAGAUUUUUUGUAAACCACUCCAGACUUUCGCCCCCUUCAACUCGCAGUUUCGGAAAAAGAACCAGUUUACCGUGCGCGAGAUUUAUCAGCGGAUGCUCUUGCAAGCUCCUGGACUGAGUGCUGCUAAGACCGUGGGUCUGACAGCCAAGUACAAAACAUUUCACGAUCUGGAGAGUGCAUUACGGAAACGAGGUCGAGACGGGGAAGUGGAGGACGUUCGAUGUGGGAAAUCUCAGCGUCGGCUUGGUGUCAAAGCAAGCGAGUCCUUAACCAAACUACUGACAGCUCGUGAAUACACGGAGGACUGAGUCAAGUCUACCUUGAAGGUCUGCUUACUUGAUAUGUUCAUGGUUUUUUGGGGGCAUGAAUUGGAAAGAAAUAAUUGACUGGGUAGGGGCGAAUGCUCCUCAGCUCCUUGGUACAUUUGACGCUCUCUUUACCAUCUUGUGGUCUUAAGACUGAUUUUUAUUUAUAGGUAAACUUAACUCAGUUUCUAAUACAAACUAUAAUUCACCUAUAAUGAAGCUAUGUAG
Molecule: messenger RNA, 2059 nt
Organism: Phytophthora nicotianae INRA-310
Lineage: Eukaryota; Oomycota; Peronosporomycetes; Peronosporales; Peronosporaceae
Exons: 3
Coding region: 77-1834 (585 amino acids)
Biological process (GO): DNA catabolic process; mitotic intra-S DNA damage checkpoint signaling; resolution of meiotic recombination intermediates
Cellular component (GO): Holliday junction resolvase complex; nucleus
Molecular function (GO): DNA binding; crossover junction DNA endonuclease activity; 3'-flap endonuclease activity
Source: RefSeq, a predicted model, not a curated record